Molecule: messenger RNA, 1797 nt
Organism: Phyllotreta striolata
Lineage: Eukaryota; Metazoa; Arthropoda; Insecta; Coleoptera; Chrysomelidae
Source: the annotation of a GenBank genome assembly
AUGGUAAUGGAGGCUCCCCCAUCACCCCAGAGUGUCGGAAGGGAAUUCGUCAGGCAGUAUUAUACGCUGUUAAACAAGGCACCCACUCAUCUUCAUAGAUUCUACAAUCAACAAUCAUCGUUUAUCCACGGCGGAUUGGACCCCCCCAACAGGGAGACCAGCCCGGUGAUCGGCCAGAAGCAGAUCCACCAGAAGAUCCAACAACUCAACUUUCGCGAUUGCCACGCCAAGAUCACCCAAGUCGAUUCGCAGGCCACCCUGGGCAACGGGGUCGUCGUCCAAGUGACCGGCGAGCUGUCGAACGCGGGCCAGCCGAUGCGCCGUUUCACGCAGACGUUCGUACUGGCCGCCCAGUCGCCCAAGAAGUUCUACGUGCACAACGACAUCUUUCGAUAUCAGGACGAAAUCAUUUCGGACGAGGAGUGCGACGAUGGCGUGCAUUCGGAGCCCGAAGAGGAGGUCACCGGCGGGCAAGGAUUGGUGGAGCAUCAACAGGCGCUCAACCAACCGACCAUUCCACCUUACUACCCGAACCCAGGUCAAUUGCAGGCUAGCAUUCCCGCCGUGCCUAUUCACCACAACCAACAGCCGCCGCCUCACGUCAUGAAUCCCCAAGUACCCACGGUGAACGGAGCCCUUCAUCCCGACGACAUGAACGUCUUGCAAGGACCGGUACCGGGACACGUCGCGACGCCUCAGACGCAAGGGCUCGCCAACAAUCCGCUGCCGGCGCUCCAACCGGGCCUCGUUCAAUCGCAAAUCGCCCAGCAGACGCCCAUCGACGAACCGCCGGCGCCGCCCAUGGACGAGAUCGAAGAACCCGGAUUGGACAACAGCUUCAGCGAACCGCAGGAAAACGAGCAAGACCCGGAAGUCAAUAUCAUUGAAUCAGCCUCCAACGAGCCCAAGACCUACGCGAAUCUCCUGAAAUCCGGUUCGAACUUGCCGUUCGCGACGCCCGGACCGGCGCUGUCGCAGGCGACGGCGUUGCGGGCCAACUCGCCGCCCGCCGUCGGCGUCGGCGGCUACCAGAACGCCGCGACGCGCGCCGCCUCCAACAACGUGGGCGGUCGCAACGCCGGGCCGGCCGUCGCUUCGGUCGCUUCGAGGGGCCCGAACGUGCAACAACAGCAACAGCAACAGCAGCAGCAACAACAACAAAGGUUGUCGGGGCGACAGGAGGGCGGCGGCAGGACGAACGCCGGCGGCAGGAGUUCCGGAGGAGAGGAAGGUUCUUAUGAUGAUAGGAGGAGGUCGCAAAGUCAAAAUUUCAAUGAUGUUAACCAAUUAUUUUUGGGAAAUCUACCGCAUACGGCGACCGAGGACGAGCUCCGAGACAUCUUUAGCCAAUUCGGUAACAUAUUGGAUUUGAGGGUGCACAGCAAACCGAUGAAAUUGGGCGCUCCUCCCGGCGCCCGAGCACCCCCUAACUACGGAUUCAUAACGUACGAGACCCAACAGGCCGUAGAAAAUUGUUUAAAAGCCAAGCCCAUCUACUACUCGAAAGACGACAAAAACGGCACCAUAUUGAACGUGGAAGAGAAAAAGACGAAGGACCGUCCGUCGUACGGCGGCGGCGGCGGCGGUCGCCUGUUGGACAGCAACAGGAGCAACAGGGGCGACAACAGCGGCCCGAGACGGGGUCCCGGCGGCGGUCCGGGCGGCCUGAACAGGAACAGCACCGGCGGCGGCGGAGCGGCCGGCCAGGGUCCCAACAGCCGGACCAACUCGUACGGCAACAGAAACUCGGGGGGCGGGCCCCCCAAUCGCGGUUCCAACAAUUACGGCCGUCGCUAA